This is a messenger RNA of Argiope bruennichi, 615 nucleotides long. RefSeq names its product 26S proteasome complex subunit SEM1-like (gene Sem1). The record is from RefSeq and is a predicted model, not a curated record. The transcript has 3 exons. NCBI's taxonomy places the organism in Eukaryota, Metazoa, Arthropoda, Arachnida, Araneae, Araneidae. Gene Ontology annotation, biological process: proteasome assembly; double-strand break repair via homologous recombination; mRNA export from nucleus. Bases 198 to 455 code for a protein of 85 amino acids. Gene Ontology annotation, cellular component: proteasome complex; proteasome regulatory particle, lid subcomplex.
CAACUUAAAAUAUUUAUUCCUCUUUUAUUGCUUAACCGUAACUGGAAACUCUUGUUUCGAGAAUGAAAAAUCAUUCUUCUUGUAAUUUUUAAGACUUGUCGGUGUACUAUAAUAACAUUUCUGUUCAGACAUAAUUUGAAUAGAAAACGUAAAUCAGCAAUUAAGCUGAAUUGUUAUAAAUAAAAAUUGUGAUUGUCAUGGUUGGAAAACUUCCGAGUGAAAUGACUGAAGCUCCGAAAAAAGUUGAUCUGGGUUUGUUGGAAGAAGAUGAUGAAUUCGAAGAAUUUCCUACCGAAGAUUGGACUGCAAAGGAAGAAGAUGAACAAGAUAUCAAUGUGUGGGAAGAUAACUGGGAUGAUGACAAUGUAGAAGACGACUUUAGUAAUCAACUAAGAGCUGAACUUGAAAAGUGUGGUCACAAAGUUAAUGGCAGUGGAGAACCUAUGAAGUCUUGAUUUCAGUGAUUACAAUGCAUUUAAAUCUCACUUCAUAACAUCAACAUUUGUUCUGAGUAAUUUCAUAUAUCUUACUUUGAACUAGUUCUGAUUCAUUAAAAUACUACUUUGCAUAAAUUAAAACUGUAUCUUUGAAAAUAAACAUUUUUUUUAUAUUAUA